UCUCCUCCUCCCCCUCCUCUUCAUCUCCUCAUCAGCUCCCCCCCCAGCUCAUUCCAGCAGGAGCCCCUGACCCCCCCCAGACCCCCCCACUCCUCCCUGAAGCCCAACCAGGUGGGUCAAGUGGUUCUGUAUGGUGUACCCAUCGUCUCCUUGGUGAUCGACCAUCAGGAGCGGCUGUGUCUGGCCCAGAUCUCCAACACUUUGCUGAAGAACUACAGCUAUAACGAGAUCCACAACCGCCGCGUGGCGCUGGGUAUCACCUGUGUUCAGUGCACCCCUGUCCAGCUGGAGAUCCUGAGGCGAGCUGGCGCCAUGCCCAUCUCCUCCCGCCGCUGUGGCAUGAUCACCAAGCGAGAGGCGGAGCGGCUGUGUAAGUCCUUCCUGGGGGAGAAUAACCCCCCCAAACUGCCUGACAACUUCGCCUUUGAUGUGUCACACGAGUGUGCCUGGGGUAGUCGUGGUAACUUCAUCCCAGCGCGCUACAACAGCAGCAGAGCCAAGUGCAUCAAGUGUUCCUACUGCAGCAUGUACUUCUCUCCUAACAAGUUCAUCUUCCACUCUCACCGUAUUCCUGAAGCCAAGUACAUCCAGCCGGACGCUGCUAACUUCAACUCCUGGAGACGCCACCUGAAGCUGUCAGAUAAAACCCCUCCUGAUGACCUGGCGUUUGCCUGGGAGGACGUGAAGGCCAUGUUUAAUGGUGGCAGCAGGAAGCGGUGUCUACCCUCGGGGAAGGUUGUGAACUCUGGUCUGCCCCACAUGAUGACCCCUGACCUGGUCCAGAAGAGGAGCCGCUUCGAGGAGGAGGAGGACCUGGAUGGAAGCAGCCUGUCUCCCCGUAAGAACACUCGCAGCUACCCGGUGAUCCCUGUGCCCAGUAAAGGGUUCGGCAUGCUGCAGAAGUUCCCCCCUACCUCCCUGUUCCCCAACCCUUACUCCUUCCCAGCCUUCAGCCUCUGUCAUCAGAAGAAAGAUGACAGUGAGGUGGCUGGAGGACAGAAGAACACUGGUCUAUCAGGUCUGCUGUGGCCCGGUCGUAAAGACACCUUCUAUCCUCCAUUCUGCAUGUUCUGGCCCCCUAGGACUGCUGGGGGCCUCCCAGUGCCCACCUACCUGCAGCCACAGCGCUCCGUCAACACUCUGUCCUCAUUGGCCGAGAGCCCCUCCCUCAGGCAGGCCUUCCUCGACCUAUCAGAGCCCCCACACCCAGGGGCGGGGCCAGGCAUGGGAGCCACACCCAGGUCAGGCCUGUUUGACCUUGACUCCUCCACCCUGACCUCUGACUUGCACCCUGUGACCUCAGAGGGCUGGCUGAAGGUGUUGGACACCCCGUCUCUCCAGGCUAGGAAAGCCUACUACCACUCAGCCUUCCGACCCGUCGUCAAAUAUGCAGAAAGCAUCGCCAAGCUCCAUGACAACCUGGAGGAGUUUGGGCCAGAGCUCCACCUGUCCCCCGGGACCAGCUGCAGCUACGCCUCUGAGAGCGGAGGAGAGGGGGAGGAAGACCCCACACACACCCCGCUGCAACUGGAGGACCAGUCCUACAAACAUGUAAAAACUCAUAAAAGCAGAGACCAUGGACUGCCUGUUUAUGCAACCAAAGAAAACUCCAAAACAGCUGAUGAAAACAAAGAACCUAGCAACUUCUUUGUAUCAGAGACUAAUUCAUCUGACCCUGAGUACUGGAGAGAGAUGGCAGAGAAGCAGAUGGUAGAGCAGGGUAAGUUCUUCCUACAUCAGGCUCUAACCACAGAGGAUCUGAUGCCAGAUCAGUUGUUCCUGCAUCAGGCUCUAACCACAGAGUAUCUGAUGCCAGAUCAGUUGUUCCUGCAUCAGGCUCUUACCACAGAGGAUCAGAUGCCAGAUCAGAUCAUCUGA
Oncorhynchus kisutch (coho salmon) is the source of this 1878-nucleotide messenger RNA. RefSeq names its product SKI family transcriptional corepressor 2. Gene Ontology annotation, molecular function: RNA polymerase II cis-regulatory region sequence-specific DNA binding; DNA-binding transcription factor activity, RNA polymerase II-specific; SMAD binding. The transcript is spliced from 6 exons. Gene Ontology annotation, cellular component: nucleus; cytoplasm; transcription regulator complex. Gene Ontology annotation, biological process: negative regulation of BMP signaling pathway; negative regulation of transcription by RNA polymerase II. The record is from RefSeq and is a predicted model, not a curated record. The annotation marks the transcript as partial. NCBI's taxonomy places the organism in Eukaryota, Metazoa, Chordata, Actinopteri, Salmoniformes, Salmonidae.